UUCUGCAAUUCAAGCCGAGACAUGCGGUUACCAAAUCUUUAACCUGCUUCAUGCGAGUGGACAAGCGAGACGUCUGACGCUGAAAUGAUCUGACGGGUUACAUGCAGAAAGUGCCAUGUGAAAUCGGGCAGCCGUACGCGCUAUACCACUAAACGGUGCAGUAGUUUACUUCAGAGCAGGAGCUACAUGAGUUGCUAAAGCGGACCGGAUAGUGCGUUUAAAAACGGGAUAUUGUAGACUCUCACCCCAGUGGAGGCUCAGAAUGCUAAUAUGAUGACAGCUUGCGGGCCAAUGUCAUGGCAACAAAACUACAAUCUGAUAUAUGUUGGGUAAAGGAGCAAAGCGGAAGCUAGAUGAGGACGAUGAGGGAGUGGAAGGCAAAGCGGUGGCGAUGGCGGACGGCCUCUCCAAGGUCUCGUACACUCUGCAGAGGCAGACCAUCUUUAACAUCUCACUGAUGAAGCUGUACAGUCAGCGAGCGCUGGCUGAGCCAAGUCUGGAAAAACGUGUGCUCAUCAACAACAUGUUGCGGCGCAUUCAGGAUGAGCUGAAGCAGGAGGGCAGCCUGCGUCCACUCUUCUUUCCUCCCUCACCUCCUCCAGACCACCCAAUGGAUGAGGGAUUUCGGGAAGCGCAGCCAGCCUUUGGCGUACUCUCUGUGGUGGCUUCACCGCCUGUGCUAUCCCAGCAGCCCCCUGUCCCACCUCCCUCCCCAGCCGUAGCCAGCCCUACACCACUGGAUGCUUGCCUUACUCCGGCUUCGCUCCUGGAAGAGGACAGCGCAGUGUUUUGCACUUCUUCCCCUUCACUUCAUCAUUCUCCAUCCAGACUUCGCCCCCUCAUGGCCACUGACAGCUUCUCCUCGGCCCUGGAUGAAAUCGAGGAGCUAUGUCCUUCAUCUACAGCGGCAGGGUCUAUCACUACCUCCUCACUCACAGUGCCCCUUCCUAUGCCCCUCCAGCCCUCCAGCCAGCCCACCACAGCCCCAGACUCCAAAAACUGCACAAAGUCCUGCAGCUCAAAGCCAGAAGGAUCAAGCCCACUUGCUGUGGAGCGGUUAACAACAGGUACAGCUGGGACAGCAGCUACUGAGUCUAGAGGGAUGGACGCUCUCCCUUCAAGUGGCUUGGACAUGAGCACUUUGCCAUCCUCCUCCUCUUCCUCAGGCUUCCUCACCGAUCUGGCCCUGGAUGAUAUUCUGUUUGCUGAUAUCGACACCUCUAUGUACGAUUUUGACCCAUGCACUUCGGCAGCAGGGGCCUCCCCAUCCAAACUAUCACCUGUGGUGUCGGCCGAUGACCUCAUCAAGACUCUAACCCCCAACCAGCCUUUUAAAAUGGACCUCACUGAGCUGGACCACAUCAUGGAAGUGCUGGUAGGAUCAUGACCACCUUUGGCUGGGAAUGCAAAUCUUUUUUUGUUUGUUUUUAUACGAACUUAAAAAAAAACAUAAAGACUUAUCAUUGUGGGUGUUUUGUACAGUUUUUUUUUUUUAAGGUAAGGCAGUUGUUAUUAUGAGUGGUGAUGUCACCCAGUACUACUUUUCAACACUGUGCAUGCACUGUGCUUGCCUUUCCAAAUAUACACAUGAAGGAACACACUUGGCUUCAGUCAGAUUCAAGUGCCUUCAUCAAAAAUGACCACUUGGUAAAAUCCUGUCUUUUUGUUUAUUGUCUGUAUUUAAUUUCUUAAGCAAACACAGAAGGAGUAGCAGCUCUCUUUACCAUUCUCAGCAUACAGGUGCAAGAAUGUGCUUAACCAAGUCUAUUUUCAUAUAACUCUCAUUUUCAUAAAGCACAACAAAUUUAAAAGAGGAAUUGGUUUAUGUGCAUCUUUAGUGUUAUUGCUAAUAUGAUAAUAUUAUAAAGAAAUAUUUAAGUAAAUUUAAUUAAAAUUUAAUGUUGUGAAAUAACUUUUGCUUUUUAGUAAGAAAUGGACAUGCUUUACCCCAACUGAUAUUUAUAUAUGAGCUUUGGAAGGAUAUUUACUUUGAAACAAAUUUCAGAUGUUCUGCAGUGGAGAUUUGGUUCAGGCAAUAGGUGCAAACUGUGCUUUUCUUUUAAUGUGACAAAGAGUUAUUUUUCUCAUAACCCCCCCCCCCCCCC
Molecule: messenger RNA, 2105 nt
Organism: Clarias gariepinus (North African catfish)
Lineage: Eukaryota; Metazoa; Chordata; Actinopteri; Siluriformes; Clariidae
Gene: sertad2b
Product: SERTA domain containing 2b
Exons: 3
Coding region: 323-1387 (354 amino acids)
Cellular component (GO): nucleus
Molecular function (GO): transcription regulator activity
Source: RefSeq, a predicted model, not a curated record